AUGCGUGGACAAGCCGUCAGAUACCAGCCGUCAGAUACCAGCCGUCAGAUACAGCCGUCAGAUACCAGCCGUCAGAUACCAGCCGUCAGAUACCAGCCGUCAGAUACCAGCCGUCAGAUACCAGCCGUCAGAUACCAGCCGUCAGAUACCAGCCGUCAGAUACCAGCCGUCAGAUACCAGCCCUUCAGAUACCAGCCGUCAGAUACCAGCCGUCAGAUACCAGCCGUCAGAUACCAGCCGUCAGAUACCAGCCGUCAGAUACCAGCCGUCAGAUACCAGCCGUCAGAUACCAGCCGUCAGAUACCAGCCUUCAGAUACCAGCCUUCAGAUACCAGCCUUCAGAUACCAGCCUUCAGAUACCAGCCGUCAGAUACCAGCCGUCAGAUACCAGCCUUCAGAUACCAGCCUUCAGAUACCAGCCUUCAGAUACCAGCCUUCAGAUACCAGCCGUCAGAUACCAGCCGUCAGAUCCAGCCUUCAGAUACCAGCCGUCAGAUACCACCGUCAGAUACCAGCCUCAGAUACCAGCCGUCAGAUACCAGCCUUCAGAUACCAGCCGUCAGAUACCAGCCGUCAGAUACCAGCCUUCAGAUACCAGCCUUCAGAUACCAGCCUUCAGAUACCAGCCGUCAGAUACCAGCCGUCAGAUACCAGCCGUCAGAUACCAGCCGUCAGAUACCAGCCGUCAGAUACCAGCCUUCAGAUACCAGCCGUCAGAUACCAGCCUUCAGAUACCAGCCGUCAGAUACCAGCCGUCAGAUACCAGCCGUCAGAUACCAGCAUUCAGAUACCAGCCGUCAGAUACCAGCCGUCAGAUACCAGCCGUCAGAUACCAGCCGUCAGAUACCAGCCGUCAGAUACCAGCCGUCAGAUACCAGCCAGGAGCUGGAGAAAGAGAGGGACCCAGCCUAUUGGAAUGCUCAGGCCAAGGAGACACUCCAAGCCGCGCUGAGACUCCGCCCCCGAGUGCACCGCGCCAAGAACAUCAUCCUCUUCCUGGGGGACGGAAUGGGUGUGUCCACUGUGACUGCGGCUCGCAUCCUGAGGGGCCAGAUGGAAGGAAGGUCGGGAGAGGAGACAGUGCUCGCCAUGGAUACCUUUCCGUACCUCGCGCUCUCUAAGACGUACAGUGUUGAUAAGCAGGUAGCAGACAGCGCUAGCACAGCUACAGCGUACCACUGCGGAGUGAAGGCUAACGCUAAGACAGUGGGCCUUAGCGCCAAUGCAGUGGCCUAUGAGUGCAACACCACGUUUGGGAAUGAAGUGUAUUCCGUGCUACAUCGCGCCAAAGCACAAGGGAAGUCAGUGGGCAUCGUGACCACCACUCGUGUACAGCAUGCCUCUCCUGCUGCCGCCUAUGCCCACUCAGUGAGCCGCAGCUGGUACAGCGAUGCUGACAUUCCCUCUAGUGCCCGCCGACAGGGCUGUGUCGAUAUUGCCACACAGCUGGUGACCAACGUUGACAUUGAUGUUAUCCUGGGUGGGGGACGGAUGUAUAUGACACCAAAGGGAACUCCAGACCCUGAGUACCCCACUUCCUCGUCCCGGAAAGGGGAUCGAAAAGAUAAGAGGAACCUCAUUGACGUCUGGAUGAAGGCCCAGCAGCACAAGAGUUCCCAGUAUGUUUGGCACAGGAAGCAGUUUGACGAGAUUAAUGUAAAGACUACUGACCGUCUCCUGGGUCUCUUUGAGCCAAAGGACAUGCGGUUUGAGGUUUUCCGGAAUGCCACACGUGACCCGUCCAUCGUCGAGAUGACAGAGAAAGCCAUUCAGAUCCUCAGCAAGAACCCCAAAGGCUACUUCCUAUUUGUAGAAGGAGGGAGAAUUGACCAUGGGCACCAUGAUGGCAUUGCCAAGCUGGCGCUGACUGAGGCUGUGAUGUUUGACCGGGCGGUGGAACGAGCCUCCCGGCUCACCAGAGAAUCAGACACCCUCACUGUCGUAACCGCAGACCACUCCCACGUCUUCACCUUCGGAGGAAACACCCCCCGCGGAAACCCCAUUUUUGGUUUGGCACACAAGAAGGCAGAUGAUAGGAUGCCAUUCACUAGCAUCCUGUAUGCCAACGGUCCUGGUUAUGUACAUGUGAAUGGAACGAGAGGAAACAUCACAUUGGUGGAUUACUACGAUGAAGAGUACAUGCAGCAGGCUGCAGUCCCUCUGGACUCUGAGACCCACGGCGGGGAGGACGUGGCCAUCUACGCCAAAGGCCCCAUGGCCCACCUCUUUCACGGGGUCAAAGAGCAGAACUAUAUCGCCCACGUCAUGGCCUACGCAGCCUGCAUCCCACCCUACACGGACUGCCCACCACAUACGCCCGCCUCAACCGGACACACACACACCCUCUCUGGGCUGCUUCUCUGUCUGGCUAGCCUCCUCUGGAUCCUGUUCAGAUGACGACACACAAUCCGACCAUCAUGGGUACAGUGUCCAUAUUAGGACAGUUACUGGUCCAUAAAAGUUGUGCCGGAGAUGGUGGAAACGGGAUAGUUCUAGGUUGUCUAUUUUGGAGAAGUGUCUAGAUUGCUGCGUCAUAUUGCACUGCAGCAAUUUCUAACCAUCCUCAUAAGUUUCUAAAUGGAACAUGUAAGGUGCUAUAAAGAUCAUUUUCUUCAGGUUCUAUAAAGAACCGUUAAGAAAGAUUCUACAUAGCACCAAACAGGGUUCCGCUAUGCUUAUACAACCCUGUUUGGGACUAUAAAGAACCCUUUUUUAUGGUUCUUUAUAGAACCUUUAUGGAGAAUGGUUCUAUAACUAACCUUUCACAAUCCGAAAGGUUCUUUGUAGAUCCUUUUGAAGAAACAUAAAAGGUAUUUUAAUCUGGUCAGCCAUAUUAUAUUGUUAAAAUUCCAUCUGUGUAAUUUUUUGUGUUACUUGACAAGUAGAAUCAAGUGAGCUACCUCUGGAACAACCGGGAGUAGUCAACCGUUCACAAUUGACACAAGGUCAUACGCGAGUCUUUCACAAGACACCGUCACCGGCCACAGUCAUAUAUAAUAUGUAACGGAAUAACACGACACAUUAGAUCAACUGGAAUUACACUCUUACUCACAGUUGCACAAAAAGUGCUAUGACUAAAACCAUGGUCCAAAAUAUUCACCAGCCACUAAAAGAGCUAUGACUAAAACCACGGUCCAAAAUAUUCACCAGCCACUAAAAGAGCUAUGACUAAAACCACGGUCCAAAAUAUUCACCAGCCACUAAAAGAGCUAUGACUAAAACCACGGUCCAAAAUAUUCACACAAGCCACUAAAAGAGCAAAGAAUCCUGCAAAGAACAAUUGAAGAGCUCAAAGGGUUAUUGGAGUCAUUACGGUUCCACUUAUAACCAUCACAAAUCCCAAAGAACCCCUUGAGGAAUCCUCAUGUUUUAGUGUGUACACUAUUAAUGUGGUUUGUAGUGAAACUGGAAAACAGGAAACCUGGAAUGUCACCAAGAUCUAUUUCCUAGUAGAAGUAGGCCUUACUAUAAACUCCAAAGAGAUGGGGUCUGUAUAUUUGAUUUGCAAUCACUAUAGCUGGACUAAGACAAUAAGAUGACUGGUAACUAAAGAAGAUGUAGUGGCUUAAAUAGUAUGGUCACGUAUCUAAAUUGUUACUAUGGCAAUUUAAAAUGGAGCUGACCAUAGCUCAAAUAAACCUAAAUACUAAAUAUAGAGAUGUUUUUAUGUUAAAUGCACAUGUUUAGUAUUAGUGGAUUAAAUACAUGUCUUUGCUUCGAUGUAUUUCCUAAAGUAUUUCCAUUCCCCUUUAAGCAGUAUGGUCAGGUAUCCCAGACACAGGUCAAGCCUGGGCGUCCUGCUAGAGGGACAACUUCCUGUGAAACUGGGCGUUCCGCUAGCGGGACAACUUCCUGUGAAACUGGGCGUCCCGCUAGAGGGACAACUUCCUGUGAAACUGAAGGGCGCGCAUUUCAAAUAAAUAAUCAUACAAAUGAUGGAUAUUAAACAUUUAGGUACAUACAAGUGUCUUAUAUCAGUUGAAAGCUUAAAUUCUUGUUAAUGUAACUGCACUGUCUGAUUUACAGUAGCUAUUUAAGAGAAAGAAUGCCAUGCAAUUGUUUGACCACCGGCACAAGUUUCAUAAAUUCACAAAUGGAGAUUAAAUAUUCACUUACUUUUUGAAAAUCUUCCUCUGAUUUGUCAUCCAAAGGGUCCCAGCAGGGACGUCACUAGAGAUUCAUGGAUAGGGGGGCUAAGCCUCUUUUAGGGGGGUCUGGGCAUACUCCCCCAGGAUUAGUUUUUAAGCCCCCAAAAUCAUAAUGUAUUUUUAGAGUAACAACGGGUGUAAAAUCGAUCAAAAAAAUGUUAUUUUUGGUUGGCUAAAAGUAUACCUGUCUCAUAGUUUGUGUUAGACACGGAUCUAAUAUGACUUACUUAAAUUCUAACCAAAUAAAGAAAUUAAAGUCCACUCUGUCCCCAUCCAUCCAACACCAACAAAAGGCACAAACAUUGCUAGCCAGAAUACUAGCCAAAAUACUUUCUGGGUGUUAUUUUGAGAUAGAGAGAGAAAUGUGAAGACUUGCAGGUCAUAUUAUACCAUUAGAAGAAAAUCCAGGACUGCAUUUAUGGUCCUCGGCUGGCAUGCCCAGCCAGUGUUUGAGAGCUGUACAAGUUCAGCUGAUGCUAUUCCAAGUUUGGACUGAGCUUCUUUGAACUUGUGGUGGUUAACUAGGGAUGUACUGAAAAACGAAUACACAUUCUCCAAGAAACUGAAAAACUCAGCAGCCUCUGAAAUAGCCGUGCAAGUAUGACACAACACCAAAUUAAUCUCAUGAGCAUAGCAAUGUACAUGAAUUGCCUCCGGAUGCAGCACUCUGAAAUGUGCUUGUACACCUCCUUUGGACCCACUCAUGACAGCUGCACCAUCAUAGGUCUGUGCAAUGUACUUUACGCCUGCUACCCCUCUCAUUUGGAGUUGCUGUUGCAACUCAUCUGCUAUCGAUUUGGCAUCAAAUGACUUGAUUUCUGCUAGUGCUAGUAAAUGCUCCUUAACUGUCCCCUCUGUCACAUAUCUGACACACAGAGCAAACUGUUCAGACUGCCUCUGGUCUCAUCCGCCAUAAUGGUAUACAUUCCAGAUUUUGACAUCUCAGAGACCAUGGUGUCCAUAAUCUCUUGAGCACAGCAUUCGAUCAUGUCAUUCUGAGAUUCUGAAGAGACAUACAUCGCAUUUGAUGGAGUACCUUUACAGGAAAGGAUCAAACUCCUUCAAAAGCUCCAUACAUCCAAGAAAGUUCCCUCUAUUCGUGCUUUUCACUAGAUUCAUCAUUGGCACAGAAAAAGAGUCCCGGUCUUCCUAACAUUGAGGUGACCGCAACAAUUCUCCUCAGAUACUCCCUUCUCUCUGCAAUAUCACUAGCAUGGGCACAUGUUCAAAUCUGAGCAAUGUUCCCAUGUGUGCUAGUUGCCUGGUAGCUUUGCCAUGCCACAACACUGUCUCUGUGUGUUUGUGCCAUUUCAUGUUUACCGAAGAUAAACAUAAAGCUUUUUUUUCCAAUUUUUGCAGCCAUUACUGACAAAAGAAUAAAAUGGAAUGUUUUUGCCAAAAAGCUCUAGAUGGAAAGCAGAAAGCUGUGUUUUUGUGGACAGAGGACUCUACACAAUUGUUUUUCUCAAACCCCUUUUCUGAGUACCAAAAUGUUUGUGUUGGUAGCUAUCCAGCUUCACUUGUCUGGGCCCAGUGUCUUUGUCAAUUAAAUCGCUCUCAUUUCUGGAAGGA
Molecule: messenger RNA, 5720 nt
Organism: Oncorhynchus kisutch (coho salmon)
Lineage: Eukaryota; Metazoa; Chordata; Actinopteri; Salmoniformes; Salmonidae
Gene: alpi.1
Product: alkaline phosphatase, intestinal, tandem duplicate 1
Exons: 12
Coding region: 1-2397 (798 amino acids)
Biological process (GO): dephosphorylation
Cellular component (GO): plasma membrane
Molecular function (GO): alkaline phosphatase activity
Source: RefSeq, a predicted model, not a curated record